GAGAGGAAGAAAGGAGGAUGAGGAAGUGGCAGGAGCGAGAAGAGUACGUUUGGAGAUGUAGCUGCCAACGCUAAUGCUCCAGCAGCUGUCAGGCGAUAGGCAGCCGGAUCAUAGGAACAUUUGACAAUGCGAUGGGUAACUGCUGGGCAUACUGUGUGGGGCUCUUCAGGAGAGAAACCAACAGGAUCCAGCGAGGAGGGGGGUCAAAAUACUUCCGCAGCAGCACCACAGGGGAGCACUACACAAUCGAGUUUGAGAAUCUGGUAGAAAGUGAUGAGGCUGAGAGCCCCCAGCCCUGCCCGAGGCCCAUCAGUGAUGAUGAGAUCAAGAACCUUAAAGAGCACCGCUACGCUGCCAUCUCAGACAAACAGAUCCUUAUAGACCAAAAGCUGCGAGCCGAGUUAGAGGCACAAGAGGAGAAGUUGAGGCUAGAAGAGGAGGCUAGAAAUGCCGCCCAGCGUGAGGCCGCCAGGCUGGCACGUGAACGAAAAUUGAAGGAGCUGUCUGCCCAGAGGACACGGGGGAAAGCAGAUGGCUCCGGCGGUGAAACCCAGCAAAGAAAACAAACCUCUGGGGAAGAUUUUGAUGCCUACCUCCAAAAUGUUAAAGCCCAGUCUGAAGCUUUCAGGAGCAACAGACUCCCGUCUGACACAAAUGUGGUGACUCCAAACACAGAGUGCAGCUGGGAUUUCACCACCAAGACCCGCUCCACCAACGAUGACGGUACCUCACUAGAUCUGGAGUGGGAGGAUGAGGAAGGAAUGAAUCGCGCGCUUCCAGUGUGGGAGAGGUCUCGAACAGAGGAGGACAUCUUGCGCGCAGCCCUGAGGCCAGGCGGCAAGCAAAUGAACAGCGGGCCGACCUCAGCCUCCGAGGACUCCACCGCACUGGAGUGGGAGAAUGAUUUUGUGAGCACCCACCCAGAGGACACUGCAGAAUUCGAAGGGUUUGUCAAUCCUGUCCUAGACACUCCCUCUGAGGACUCCUCGGACUGCGGCCUCAGGUCAGACAACCAAGACAGAUAGUGUCCAACACCAAAGGAGACAUUGGCGGCCCGCCUCCUCACGUCAAGGCUCACCAGCUUUUUUGCCUCAUGAAGUGGAAAUGUCGUUCCUUACAUGCUCUUCGUACUGUCAUGAAACUGUGAUGCUGCAGGAACAUGUAUGUACCUCUGCACUACAGAACAGUGUGGUGACGUUUAUCAGACUCAUUUUUUCAGUGCCUUCAUUUGCUAAACGACCAUUUAAUGAAUUGUAACUGAUCAUUUGUAUCCACGACCGUCUUACACAUUGUACAACAAGUGCUUUUUAUCUAACGCACCCAGGUGAUCGUAUACAAACCAAUUUAUCACCAACCAACCGGGCGUGAAAUGUUAUUAUAUUAGCAGAUUGACCCUCGAGUAUACUGACUGGUGUAACUAGACACAUUUCAGUGCUUGUGAGUGAAGUAAUUGUGAAGGAAAAUCUACACAUUGGAGUGAAAAAUGACCAAUGUGUAGAUUUUUCACAGUUUGUGGGUAAAGUAGUCAUUCUGGAUCACUUAGGUACUUUUAAAAUCCCAGCGGGCUAAUUUGUUCUUUGCAUUUGACCUAUGCUGACUAUUUAGCAGCAGCGAACAGUCAAACAGUACCUGGGGACCAAGUGCAGUGCUGAGGCCAACACCUCACUCAGCACCUCAGUGGGGAAAAGGCUGGUUUACUCUUGGAUCUCUUUACAUGUAGAGAGAAAAAGUCCACAGAAGCACAAAAGCAGUUUAAAUUAGGGGAAAAAGAAAAUCCGUCUGUUCUUUACUUUGAUGCAUGAUCGGGAGGUGAAUUCCACUGGAAGGUUGCUGAAGGAAAAAUUAAACCAUCUCUCAGUGAAUCAGUGGAGCAAGCUAUACGAGACAGCACAGGUGAACACUGCAUGUCAGCCAUGAGCGCUCACAAAAAAAAGGCACGCACAAUAUGAAGUCAGUGCAUGCACUCUGACAAAAAGCUGAGCUCAUGGCGGUGACCCUCAGCUGAAGUCAUAAGCCUCCUUUCUUGUAAUUGCGAGCCUCCAUAUGAAACUGUGUCAUGAUGCUGAUCAAAUACAGAAAAAAACUUCUCAAACUGUAACAACAUUCAGGCUUUUUCAAGUAUCGUGUGAAUAUUUGCUCUGAAGCACAGUGAAAUCAUUACAGAGUAUAACAGGAGGCAUCCUUCACCUAAACCUACUGGAGGAGACAAAUCAGUUCCGAGUGUUUAACUAACUUUUUAGUGAUAUCUGAGAGGAAAUCGUUGAAAGCAAUAUUUUGAAAUUGAACUAAAAAGAUCAAACCUAAAAACGUGACUGUGGUGUUAGCGUCGGUGAUCCAGUGCUGCUUUGAUUAAGGAAGGGGCUUUUAAUUCUUCUUCGUUACUUUUUCUUCUUAUCUUAACCUGUCACAUGUUGUUGAACUGGAGUCGGGACACUAGCUUUUCACAUUAAUCAAUUUUAAUUAGUUUAAAUCUGCCUACUGCGUGCACCUGCAAUGUGUUGAUUUUUGUCGAUUCAGAUCUUAGAAGAUUUUACCAAAAUGAACCCGAUCCACUGACUUGCACUGCUGUCAAAGUGUGUACACGAGACACUGGUUAAUUUUUCUUCCUAAUAUUUGAGUGUGGUAUAAUAUAUUGUUUCCUUUUGUUUCCCCAGUGUUAUGUUUUGCUGUGAGUAUAGCAUAUUUGACUCAUCACUGUAAAUUUCUCUUUAAAAAGAACAAAACUUCUUUGUCACUCUGAGUAUAAAGGGACAAAAUAAAAUCAUGGAGGGGAAAGAAAGUCCCGAGCUUCAGGUACAUUAACUACAGACCAACUGAGUGUGUAAUCUGUAAUUUUUAAAGUAAUCUUGACUCUGGCAGAAUGUUUAAAUGUUUCUGGCAAAAAAAAAAAUCAAAAGUACAAACCAAAGUAGUAAGUGAGAGGCUACACGGAAAUAGUUUGCAAAAUUUAAAGGGGACCUUUUAUGCUCUAAAUUUUUACUUUUGCACUCCCCCUUUAAGGCCGCUGUCUCAUUAAGCACACUAUCUUCUGAUUGGCUGACUCUCAUAAAUGGAAGAUUUGAACAGUGUGUCGGCCAGAUCUGUUUAAAUGACCUAACCAUAUUAGGGCGAUCCACUUCUGACAUUAUACAUAAUUAAGAGAACAGGGUGUAUCAAAAGAGUCAUCUGAUUUCCAAAAGCUAUAUUUUUAAAAGUAAAGGACAUGAAGAAAAUUAAAUCUUUAAAGUGCAUGGCUGAAUGUAAAAUUUAUCACACAAUGCUCACAACUGCUCAAUGCAUCCCUACACCUGACACACACUUUAUAUCCAUAAGAAAGUCAAACUUGCCCCCUACUUUUGUGGGUAUGUCUGCAGCCACUGCUGUUGUUAUGCUACCAACCAGGAACCAAGUGAAACUCACGAAUGCCCUCUUUCUAAAUGGUACAUGUUUAGAUUGUUUCCUGUGAACAUCGAAUGAAAGCACUUUAAAAUGGGAUUAUUCUUUUUGAUACAUCCUGUACAAUAGCAUUGUGCAUUUGUAACAUUUAGAGCACUGAAGUUUUUGGUUCAUAGUGAUUACCUGCACAGAUGGCCUCGUUAUUUGCAACACAUGCAUAUAAAAGCAUAAAAGAUCCCCUUUAACAUAGACCGUACAUGGAGGCUGAAUGGAUGUACCAUAAGACCUGGAUUGGGGCUUUGUCUCUCUUUAAUGCUGCACUGUUUAGCCACCACUAUCAGUGGCUUGAUUGAUACCUAAACUCACCCACAAAACAGCAAAUCAUUUUAUAAAAGUUGGUAUCCAUUUAAGGACGAACAACGAAUAAACCUACUCAUUUUAUGGUGA
Molecule: messenger RNA, 3822 nt
Organism: Neolamprologus brichardi
Lineage: Eukaryota; Metazoa; Chordata; Actinopteri; Cichliformes; Cichlidae
Gene: ap1ar
Product: adaptor related protein complex 1 associated regulatory protein
Biological process (GO): regulation of Arp2/3 complex-mediated actin nucleation; negative regulation of cell motility; negative regulation of substrate adhesion-dependent cell spreading
Cellular component (GO): endosome
Molecular function (GO): AP-1 adaptor complex binding; kinesin binding
Source: RefSeq, a predicted model, not a curated record